Molecule: messenger RNA, 3215 nt
Organism: Clupea harengus (Atlantic herring)
Lineage: Eukaryota; Metazoa; Chordata; Actinopteri; Clupeiformes; Clupeidae
Gene: c7h5orf34
Product: chromosome 7 C5orf34 homolog
Source: RefSeq, a predicted model, not a curated record
GUUGUUCAACUAUUGUUGCUCUGCUUGAAGAAGAAGAAAAUGGACCAAUCGGUACUUACUAAUUUUGAUGCGGGAAGUUUUGUUUUUUUGCGUGGAAACCGAAAACUGGGUGUCAGUGUGUUUUGAACCUCAAUAAAUUAAGGCAGAUAAUUGAAGCAGAUAUAUGCGUAACAGACAGAGGUCCUCAUAACAGGACCUUUAAGUCGGCAAGCUUUCUGUUUGAGAAGGUUAAAAGGUCGUUUUCAUGCUACUAACGCUGCCAAGGUAACGUAAGCUUGCGAGUAGUUAACUACCACGUAUGGAAAUGACAGCCGUAAGGUUAAUGGUUAUGUAUGAAAGCGAGUCGGUGGAUGUGCAAUUUACGAAUGGGUCCCGUUUGUAUGUAUCCCCUUGUGGUUCCGAAUUUUUAUUAGAGAAAGCUCUGCCCCCAUGCGCACACCCUUUACAGGCUGGCGAAAGAGUGCGACAGAGAACUCGAUUCGCUAUCAGUGAAUACAAGGCUUUAUUGGUGGAUGCAUUGAAGUUCAGGAACAAGUAUGGCACGCAUCCGUAUUUACCAGAGGAACUCGUUCCCAGUGUCCAGCGGAAGUGGUUCCUUGCAAAUCUCGGUAUUGACUGGCCAGCAGAACGCUCUCCUGAAAUUACAACCGGACCAGGUGGGGAAACCAUCCUGAGUUCAUCUGACGGCAAUGUGAGGCUGAUUCUCUCUUCAUCUGGGGAAGAGUUUUUUGUGGAAUUCUGCUGCAGGGUCAGCCAGAGAGAGACUCUGAAGCAUCUGACCCACCUAAUAGAAGAGCCUGCCAUUACUCCGAGCAAAACUCAUCCUGUCUUCAGUGGGGAAUCGUCUAUACACCAAUCCACAUCAGAAACGACCAAAGCAGUGAAAGACUGUGAACGUUGUGAAUCUAGUCAACAGAAGGCAUCAGUUAAACCAAGCGCUGGGGAUGGUCAUCUUUUCACAACUGUUGUUCAACACUAUUCUUGUGCCAGUUAUCCACCAAACUGGCAUCAUCCUCUGUCUUUAGCAAUCAGUCACUGGGAAAUACAGAGGGGGAAAUCCAGUGAAAAUGAAGGCAUAAAGACACAAGAGGCAUCCAAAAGCAAGACUAGCCAGUCCCAAAAGACUGAUAGUACUCUUCGGGUGAAGUCUGUCCUUCCUGAGUCUCUGCCUCUUAGAUGCCCCUCUCCUCACAUGCACAGAUGGAACACUGGAACCUCAAUGUUCAAUGAAGAGUCACAUGAAGCCAUGACAACAGAACUUGUGAAAGUCCUGUGGUGUCAAGGGGUUACUUAUCGAAUUAUUGGCGGCACAGUUCCCAUCAUAGAGAUUUCUCCAGGAGACGGGUCAGUCAUAAGAUCCAAUGGGGCGUUGGCGAAUUACUUCACCCAUCACAAAGCAGGAUGUGGACCUGGUGAUAAAAUGGAGAGCACCUACUAUUUGAGUAACCUUCCACCAGACAUCCCAGGCCAGAAAUACUCUGUACCUUCAGUGGUGACCCGUGCUAGCAGGGUUUUGGAUUGUUACAACCAAGCCAAGGACUCUCUGGAACUUGCCUGUAUGAACUGCUGUUGGAGGAAGGAAGUAAGCAUGUCAGAACCCCUGAAGCUUGUCCAGGAAGCACACAUGCCAGACUGGGGUCAUUUUCUGGCAUUUUCUGAUGGGAGCGCUGAAAUAAUUUUUCUGGAUGGAGUCAAAGUGUACACAAUGUGGAACACUGGCAAUAACACACCAGCACAGAAACUUGGUUUGGCUCACCAGAUGUACCCCGAAGUACAGCAGCCUUGUAGCUGGUGUCAGCUGACUUUGCUAAAUGGGCAACAACUCUUGUUACAAGCAGAGACCCCAGGGCUGUAUCACAAAUAUUUGUCAGUUUCAGCUGAAUGGUGUUGUUGGGUUCAACAGACAUGUCCCAGCUUGGGUCAGGCUUGUUCCCCAGAAUCUGUCCAGGUGCAGAGUAACAAAACAACACAAAGCAGAUCCGUGGUAGCAGAACUGGAAAAAAUCAAAAGAUUAAACUUUCUGCUGGAGAACAGCCACCUCAUCAGAACUCACAGAAGCUCUCCAGUGCCCUGUGAGGAUUCCACGACCGCUAGUGGCACCACUUACACUGUCAGCGAGACCAGCAUCUCAGAGGCCCUACAGAAAACCUCCAAAGCCAUAAAGGACAUUGAGACUCUACUUUCGCGCAAAGAGUAUGCCAGCAGUAGUCCAGCGUGAACAAGGGGUAUUUCAUAAUUGCAAGAUCUAUUGUGUGAAGAAGAGAUGAACGUGGCUGUAGUGUUUACUGGGCUGUACUGUCCUUGGACACCACGUGUCUUAGCGCUGAAGACACGAGUGAAGGAUGAAGAAUGUCAGUUGUUUGUCAUUUGUAAUUAGACUGUGGUCCUGGGAUAGAACAGAAUGGAUUAUCUUACCAAUUUUUCAUUUUUCGCGGUUCAUGGUCACUUUCUUUCGUUUGUAACACAACCUUCCCCCCCAGAGGAAGAUGAAAAGAGGAAGAGAGUGGCUAAACCACUUACGCUGGCUAUUUUCAAACUUAUCCUGCGUUCAAAUUCUUGUUGACUACAUCAUGGUGAGUGCACUUAGUUAAAGUUUCUUAAAUAGAGCGCCUAAUAAGAUUGUUGGAUAUGUGAAAGGUUACUGCUGGUGUUACAUUAAGCAUGGUUUAGCGCAGUUAUAUGGAUUAGGAUGGUGUUAGUUAUUAGGAUUGUUAUGAGUAAAGAAACACUCUUCCAUCACAUACAACAUUGAACAUAUACGUUUGCUGUGUUUUAAAAAAAAAAAUUCUAUAUUAAAACAAUUAAAGACUAAACCAGGUAAAACCAGCACAGUGCAGUGCAUUUGUACGUUGCAUUAGGAUGAAUGUUCUGUUAUUCCUGUGUCAUUGCAAUUCUACUUUUCUUAUUCCAUUGCAAUUCCUCUUUAUAACAACUUAGAUCAUAUUUUGUGACCGUAUAUAUAUAUAUAUAUAUAUAAGGUGCCUAUGGUUUGAUGAAUAAAAAGCGAAAGUUUAGGAAUUCAAAAUAAAUUUGGUUUGUAGAAUGAGCAUCAUUUAUGUAAUGACCUGUCCUGCCUGUAGAGGUGCCAUUGUGUAGAAUGAAAUACAUGUCGGUACACUUUUUUGUGUACUUAUGUAUUCAUUUUGUAACUUAUAGAUUUCACCAUAUUUACAGUUAUUUGCACAUGAGAUAAUAAAACAGAUGUUUACAGUGUG